GUCUCCGUGUAGCGACCCCUGACGGGCAAUAGUAAACAAAGGUGAUUCUGGCAAAAAGUAGUCUCAGAAGAAUACGAGGACAUUUACAAAUCUCAGUUUCAGCGUCACAUCACGCCAUAUUCUGACUUCAUAAAGAAUUUUAGCAUCAAAUACGACGUGUAAAACUGUUGUGCAUGAAAGAGAUUUCCAGGAAGAAUCCUGUCCAGUCCGCGCAAAAGCACGGUUGGUUUUUAACAGCAGAAUAUAUUAAAUGGAAGAUACGCUCUUUUCGGAAAUUUCCUUUUCCGUUUAACGGGUCCUUGACUGACAAUGGGUGAAGAACAGCUCAGUGAGACAACGACAGUGACAGCAUUUAGUAUAGUAGACUCCUCGCGCCUCUCAACCUUCGUCAUUUCAAUCCUGCUGAUUGUGUAUGGCAGCUUCAGAUCACUAAAUCUUGAGAGGGAGAAUAAAGAGAAGGAAAAAGAAAAGGAGAAAGCCCCAUACACAUCCACAGACAAUGAAUCUCAAAUGCAGACCAUUGACACUUGCCAAGCCAUGUUCUUGCCUGUUGGAGCCUCCGCAUCUCUGCUUAUCAUGUUUCUCUUUUUCGAUUCCCUCCAGAUGAUUUUUGCCAUUUUUACUGCAAUCCUUGCCACUGUGGCAUUUGCUUUCCUGCUGCUGCCAAUGUGCCAGUACAUGAUUCAGCCAUGUGCUGGGGCCCAAAAGAUCUCAUUUGGAAUGUGUGGCCGGUUCACAGCAGCAGAGAUUGUGGCUUUCUGUCUCUCCUUCAUGAUUGUCUGUGUCUGGAUUCUUACGGGCCACUGGCUGCUUAUGGAUGCAUUAGGCAUGGGUCUUUGUGUGGCCUUCAUUGCCUUGGUCCGCUUGCCCAGUCUUAAAGUCUCCACCAUGCUUUUGGUUGGCCUUCUUAUUUAUGAUGUCUUCUGGGUUUUUUUCUCCUCAUAUAUAUUCAGUGCAAAUGUCAUGGUCAAGGUAGCUACAAGGCCUGCAGAAAACCCUGUUGGGCUGUUUGCUAAAAAACUUCAUCUUACUGGGCUUGUCAGAGAUGCUCCAAAACUGUCAUUACCAGCCAAACUUGUAUUUCCCAGUUCACAGAACUCGAGCCAUUUCAACAUGCUGGGACUGGGUGAUAUUGUAAUGCCAGGCCUAUUGUUGUGCUUUGUCCUGCGUUAUGACACCUACAAAAAAUCCCAGCUGACAUCUGUGGAGGCUGGAGUGCCUCCCCCUCCUAACUAUGUGCAGCGGAUCUCCUACUUCCAUUGUUCACUUAUUGGCUAUUUCCUUGGACUGCUCACAGCAACAGUGUCGUCAGAGGUCUUCAAAGCAGCACAACCGGCACUGCUGUAUCUGGUGCCCUUCACGCUUUUGCCUCUCCUAACCAUGGCCUACCUCAAGGGUGAUCUGCGGCGAAUGUGGCAUGAGCCAUUUAUUCAAUCAUCUGCCCCCAAGCAUUUAGAGGUGUAGCUGAGCUGUUGUUGCUGCUGGAUUAUCAAUGAUAUCAAGUGUGAUGAUGGGAGAGAGAUUAUCCCUGUGAGCAAGAAGACAAUGACAGACAGAUUUAACUACAGUGAUCUCUGCUGUCAGGUUUUUGUCAUCUGCCAGGGUAUAUCUCAUUACCUUUUUUCUUGGAAGAACUUCAUUAGGAAUCCUGUCUGUACUGUACUGCAUUGCAGGAAACAAGGGUUCCUUUGGCUUCUGGAUCAAGAAAAAAACUUUAUGUAGGCUACAGUGGACUACAUGUUGUGGCCAGUAUACAAAGGUACUUCCAUCUUCCAAGUUGUGGACUGAAGAGAAUGCAGUGUGACAUUCGAGUGAACAGAUCAUUGCAUCUUUAGAAUGUGAGUGAACAGUGUGUUUCUUGUGUUUGAUAUUGCACCUUUUACUUUUAUUAAGCCAUCUGACAGUUGGGUCAGAAUGAAUUUUUGAUCGGUGCCCAGACAAGAAAAGGAAAACAUAUUGUAGUAAACUUUUGUUACAUUUUGUCAGAAAUUGCCUUUUUUCUUUUAGUAAAGUAAAAGGGAAGGAAAUAUCCAAAUCUAAAAGAUUAAUUCAGUAGGCUGCUCAGUAGCAAUUGGCGUAAUAUUUUAGAAAGCACAAAAAAGCAGCUGUUCAGUCAGAUGAGCUACAUUCUGAAAAUAAUGUAUAUAAUAGAUAUUUACACUACAGUUGUUGCUUGCAGAUGGAUUGUUACACAGACAUUGAUUCUUGAGAUGGCUACACUAUGUCCAUGCAUGCAUAGACACAGACAAAGGUACUUGCUACCUAGAAUACUCUAGCUUUCAGUGAUAAUAUGCCAGACAAGCAGCUUGGCAUGAGUAGGUCCUAUGUAAAGGUUGCUUUGAGCUUUCUUAACUCGAGCACUACUGAGGUACUUGUUUUAACAUAUUUUAUAAAACUUGAUUGCUUCAAUGAUGCCACCAGUACAAUCAUCUGGUGAUGCUUUAUAGGAUAUAAUCUUUCAGACAUCAGAUUUGAGUGAGAAAACAGUUGAAAAAGAAGCAUUAUCUUCCUGUCAAAUAACUUUAUUUCUAGCUUUGUGCUUCCAUGUGUGAUAGGAAUAGCAAGACAGUGUAACUGUGUAUUGCUGUACACAGAGUGUAUUGAGAAAAAUAAGUCUGGGUGGUGAGGUGCAAGGUCCUCUUAUAGACUAAUUCAGAAUGGCAAAUCCUUUCAAAUGACAGUUCAAGCGAAGUCAUUCAGUGCUGACCAGACCUGAUGAGAUUAAUAGAUCCUUUUUUCUGUGAAGAAUCAACUGACUCGACAAGCUGUGAAUGAUGAUGGGGCUUGUAAACUUAACAAACCUUGCAGUGUUGUAUCUGGUGACAGAUGACAGAUUUGGUGACAUUAGCAGGUGGGUGAAUGGCCCUCUAUCAGUCCCAGUGAAUAGCAGUAGACUGGAAAUAAACUGUUAAUCUUUUCCAAUAGUGAGACUGACAAAUGUGACUUAACUUUGUUCUCAAAAACACUACAGUGAAUGGUUCUUAAGUGAAAACAGUGUCAAGCACAAGAGAGAUGUGUGGCUGGUGUGCUCAGAAACUCUAUGUAUUUGGUCCUUCUGUGCUGUAGUAUCCAUCCCAUCCCUACCACAUAUUUUAACUCUCAUUGAAUCCUACAAAACGAACAGGGAUGUGACACAUAGGUGAAUGUGUUAAAUAAUUUUGUUUCAUAAUAAUUUGCAUGGUGUUGGAAAGUAGGGUAAGUGUAUCUAUGUGGAUGCAUGAGUGUGUCUGAGAUGGUGAUAGGUGUGCAUGCAGAAAUGGUGAUGAUAAAUGUGUGUGGGGUUAAAAAGAUCAAGAGCAGUAAUAAAUUGAAAGAGGAUUUGCAGGGCAUGAUGUGCAAGGAAGCAAGUGCUUAGAUCAUGAAAACAUGGAAUGCUUUUUAAAUUCCAUAGGAAAACUUUGUUUUUGAAAAAUUUUAAAUUGUGAUUUUUUUUAUUGUGUGUGUUUUUUUCACUUGAAGUUUAUAUUCCCUUUACAUUUGUUUAUCUGUGACCUCAUAUGUGCUUGUGAAGUGGCGAAGCACACAUCAUGAUUGUGUCAUGUUCAGCUGUCUUUUGCCUGCUAAUGUGUGGAUGCAUGUCUUUUAAGGUAUUUUAACACCCAUGGUUUAAGGAAAUGCAACUAGAAAUUUUGAGUUUAGUUCAUAGAUUUAAAAUUAUUUUUGCUCAUGAUUUUGAGUUGCUAAAAAAUUAUGUCAUGACUGCAUCCUACCUUUGAGCAAGCAGGGUGCAUGCGGGAUUUGGCUUUGUGUGCAAAAAACUGUACACAUUGUACUUCCAGUUCCACUGAAUUCAACAUGAUUACAAUGAUGCAAAAGGAGAUUUGUUUCAUUAUACUGUAGCAUUUUUAUAUUUUUGACACACAUUGAUCAGUGGCAUUAUCUUUGGAAACAAUUGCCAUAUUGAGAUAGGAGUUGCCACAGUUGCACUUCAUGUUCAUAACCUUAUCUUUUGUCUCACCAGCAUCCUUCAAUUUGUUCUGCUCUUUCCUCACUGCACUCUGUUUGACAUCAUAUAGCAUGACUCAGAUCCAGUCUCGUAUUUAAGUCCACCAUAAGGAGACCAAAGGUGAACUAUCAUAAAGUCACGCCAACAAAAUGAGACAGACUUCUUGAACUGGGCAUGGGCUGUUUUAGAAGUGAUUUUAAAAACAACUAUUUUGCAACUGAAUUUGUGAGCAGAAACAAUUCAGAACAUAUUAUCUACUAUUUAACUCCCAGGAUGUUGGUGAUUUACUGCUUGGUUUUCAUCACUAUGACAUGAAAAUGCAAUGAUUAAAGGCUAUAUGACUGCUGUGGCAUGCAUUAAACCUAAUUUAGGUUUUGGGUGGAGUUGCCCAUUAAAAGAUUUUACAAAUUGAUGCUUCAAAAAUUAUGUCUACACUUCACUGUCAAACUGAAUGUUGGUGGUUUGGCAAACUUUUGCAGAAAAAAUUAUUGUCUUGGUUUUGUAAAGCACUUUGAGUCUGCCUUUAUAGUGGGAAAAGGUGCUAUAAAAUAGAAAUCACAUUAUUAUAAUCAGUGAGCUUAUAUGGUGCAGUUCUCAAACCAAAGCCAGGCUCAUAGCACUUUACUAAAAAAAA
Molecule: messenger RNA, 4580 nt
Organism: Pomacea canaliculata
Lineage: Eukaryota; Metazoa; Mollusca; Gastropoda; Architaenioglossa; Ampullariidae
Product: signal peptide peptidase-like 3
Exons: 14
Coding region: 310-1464 (384 amino acids)
Biological process (GO): membrane protein proteolysis
Cellular component (GO): Golgi-associated vesicle membrane; cytoplasmic side of endoplasmic reticulum membrane; lumenal side of endoplasmic reticulum membrane
Molecular function (GO): aspartic endopeptidase activity, intramembrane cleaving
Source: RefSeq, a predicted model, not a curated record